Molecule: messenger RNA, 1828 nt
Organism: Brassica napus (rape)
Lineage: Eukaryota; Viridiplantae; Streptophyta; Magnoliopsida; Brassicales; Brassicaceae
Product: putative F-box protein At3g22650
Exons: 1
Coding region: 49-1209 (386 amino acids)
Molecular function (GO): protein binding
Source: RefSeq, a predicted model, not a curated record
UAGUUUUUAUGUCAUAAGAUUCAGUUUUCUUUCUUACAAAUAUUCAUAAUGGCUUCCCCAGAGACUUCAUUGCUCCCUAUUGAUAUAAUAGAGGAGAUAUUUUGUAGGAUUCCAAUAGAAUAUUUGACACAAUUCAAAUUGACGUACUGCAAACAAUGGCACGCUCUCUUGAAGGACAAGAGAUUCAUCUACAAGUACUUGGAUCUUGUCCAAGAAAGAUUCAUAAGAAUCGACCAUACGGUUCAGAUCAUCAAUCCUUUGCAAGGAGCUCGUUCAUCUUCACCAAUACCAGAAGAGUUUCACAAUAUCUCCGAGAUUUCAACUACCGUUCAUUGCGAUGGAUUAUUAGUAUGUAGAUGCAAUGAAACAAGAACAAGAAGAUGUAAACUCGCGGUUUGGAACCCGUUCUUGAAACACAUCAAAUGGAUCAAACCAUUGGGUUUUUACUCGGUUAAUGAUUUCUACGGUAUAGGAUACAACAAUGUAUCACGUGAUGAAUACAAAAUUCUAAGGAUUUUCGAAGGAGAGCUUGAAGAUGACGAGAUAGCAGUGAUUGGACCUUGUGAGCCAGUGAUUCAGAUUUAUGACUUCAAAACUAAUGCAUGGAGAAUAAUCGUUGAUGUUGCUACUUUGGAUUGGUCUAUUGAUCCACCAUGCAAAGGAGUUUCCAUAAAAGGAAACAUGUAUUGGGUCGCACAUUGGAACAAGAAACCCGAACUUUUCAUCCUAUGUUUUGAUUUCUCGACAGAAACAUUCAAAGUCGUAUGCAAUGUUCCGUUCCAAUGCAGUGUGUUAGAUACAGCGUCGUUGUCGAGUUUUAGAGGAGAUAGGCUUUCUUUGUUGCAUCAACGUGAAGAAACAACGAAGAUUGAAGUGUGGGUCACAAACACAUUGAAUGGGGAUGAUGUUGUCUCGUGGGAAAAGUACUUAAACGUGACUAAUCCUGACCUUCCGACGUUACAUACCGAUCAUGAUCUCGCUCAUCCUAGUUACUUUGUUGACAAGAAUGAUAGUAUCAUCGUGUGGUGCGAAGAAGUGAUGGAAGAUGAAGCAGCAGAUGAUUAUGUUUGUGUUAGCGUUUACGAGAUUAGUAAAUAUGGGACUGCUAAGAAAGUAGUUGAGACAGGACGAUGUAAUUUGGGGAACUAUGAUAGGUCUUUUGUAUGUGGACAUGUGUACCUUCCAAGUCUUGUUCCGGUUCCCGAAUAAAACUUGUGUGGGUUGUUUUGUUGUUUGUUUCAAGAUAUUUUAUGUUCUAAGCUUUGUAUUGUUUAUUUAUUUCAUGUUAUGUUUCAUUUUUCUAAAUAUGAGAUUUGUGGAUUUACUUUUACUAUAUACAAGGAGUCAAGGACCAUCCUCGUGGUUUCAAGUUAAGUUAAGCACUCGAAACAAAUUCUAUCUGAGAUUUGUAUGUUAUUUUGGAAACCUCAUGUUUUUUUUUUUUUGAAACCUCAUGGUUACCGUGACAUGAUGACCAAUAAAGAUGUUGCUCUUCUCUGGUUACCGAUAAAGCAAAGACAUAAUAAGAAAGAUGACCACCGUGAAAACACACAUUUACAAAGCUCUCUGGUGAAGUUUUAACUGACUUUUUAGGUUUACUAUAAUUUCAACAAUGAAACUUUAUAGCGCACACGUGUGGUCAAUGUGAUGAAUAUGAAAUUGUAUGAGAAUCUUUGAGGGUUUAGAAACUAGAACCCUAUGGUUAUAAAACUCUCUUCCAAGUUCUCCUGGAAAUGAUCUGUGGUCUGGUGUUUACACUCCCCCUUUCACCAUUAUCAGAUUCCAAUUCAAAGGACAUAACGGCAAACUGGAUGCGGAGACAGAGUAG